Amphibalanus amphitrite is the source of this 1393-nucleotide messenger RNA. Its product is annotated as tRNA-specific adenosine deaminase 2-like. Lineage: Eukaryota; Metazoa; Arthropoda; Thecostraca; Balanomorpha; Balanidae. Gene Ontology annotation, cellular component: nucleus; cytoplasm. Gene Ontology annotation, biological process: tRNA wobble adenosine to inosine editing. The transcript has 2 exons. The coding region runs from base 442 to 1110 and encodes 222 amino acids. The record is from RefSeq and is a predicted model, not a curated record. Gene Ontology annotation, molecular function: tRNA-specific adenosine-34 deaminase activity.
UUUAUUUUAAAUGAUGAUUUAGUAUUGCUUUUACUGUGGUUUCAGUUUAAAGUGUUCUUGAAGCUCACAACCUGUUAUUUUCAGCUUUGUGCUAGAAAAUGGCAUCUAGCAUUGAAUCAUAUGUCGGCCAUACAGUGUCAGUCAUCACAGCCGAUGGACGAAACAUUGUUGGCACACUGAAGGGCUACGACCAAACUAUAAACAUCAUCCUGGAUGAGAGUCAUGAGAGGGUCUACAGCCAGAAUGCUGGAGUUGAACAAGUGGUGCUUGGCUUGUACCUGAUCCGUGGCGACAAUGUGGUGGUCAUUGGAGAAAUCGAUGAGGACCUUGACUCACGGGUGGACUUCCAGAAUGUCCAUGCUGAGCCUCUUAUGUCCAUUGUGAGAGGGUAGCUUGGAUCAGUGAGACAUUGAGACAGUGAGGAUAAGUCAUAAGCCUGCCAUGAUGAGUGAUGCAGGGGACACAGCAGUGAGAGAGGACAAUCAUCACCAAUCAACCACCAGCAACACUAAACCCAAAGCUGGUGAGAAUGGUGGCAACACUUCAUGCACGUCAGCCCCGUCCGCUGUUGACGCGUUCAACUUCGACCCGGCGUCGCUGACCGCUCCCGGCAACUCGCGUCCUACAAAUGGCAACCAUUUCAUGGAUAUGGCGUUCGCCGCCGCGCGUGAUGCCCUGACCCACCAAGAAGUACCCGUCGGGUGCGUUUUCGUCCGCGGAGGACGCCUCCUCGCUACCGGUCGCAACACUGUGAACGAGACCAAGAACGCCACUCGUCACGCGGAGCUGAACUGCGCAGACCUCGUCUACGCCCGUUGCGAGGAAGCCGGUCUCUCCCCGGACUCCCUCUGGGCGCAGAUUGACGUGUUCGUAACAGUCGAACCAUGCGUGAUGUGCGCUGCUGCGCUAAUCGAGCUUGGCGUGCGCUCGGUGACUUACGGAGCGGCCAACCAGCGAUUUGGUGGAUGUGGUUCAGUGGUGAACGUGCCACAGAUGAUGCCGUCGUCUGUGACGUUCGUGCAGGAUCCUGGACGAGUGGAUGAGGCGGUUGGUCUGUUGAAGGAGUUCUACAAGGGCGAGAACCCGAACGCGCCGCGACCACAGGGCUGAACGGACUUGGGAGGAGGGGAUACGGGAAGGAAGAGUGGUUGGGAGGCGUGGGGAAGGGACGAGGAAAGUGAGAAGAUGAGGAUGAAAGAAAGGGAGGGGAUGGUGGGAAGAGUGAAGCGUGUUGUUUGAAAUGUGGAAGAGUUCUCACAGAAGUAUGUGUCUGAUCGGCACCGAUACGCGUCAUUCGUCGCUCGCGAGAUUGGAGUUUGGUUUUAGAUGGUGUCAAACGGCGUGGUUCAUGUCAUCAGCGAUUCGUCUCAAUACAUUCAUCCCAGUCUUGUUU